Aphis gossypii (cotton aphid) is the source of this 2557-nucleotide messenger RNA. RefSeq names its product protein big brother-like. Bases 331 to 981 code for a protein of 216 amino acids. Gene Ontology annotation, cellular component: core-binding factor complex; nucleus. Gene Ontology annotation, biological process: regulation of transcription by RNA polymerase II. The record is from RefSeq and is a predicted model, not a curated record. Gene Ontology annotation, molecular function: sequence-specific DNA binding; transcription coactivator activity. NCBI's taxonomy places the organism in Eukaryota, Metazoa, Arthropoda, Insecta, Hemiptera, Aphididae. The transcript has 5 exons.
GUCCGCGCGCGUCAAACGGUCCCGCGUCGUCGUGCCGUCCGCUUCUGCGAGCUCACGCUUAAUUUUUUUAAACAUUUUUUUUUAUUAGUAAUUUUAUUUUCACGCACACCCUACGGUACACAGUUAUUGCACACAGCACACACUCUGAGUCUUAUUUGGACACACCGCGACAAUACUGCAGUAAUCGGUGACCGUUCUUUUUUUGACAACCGACCGCUGCAGUCGCGUAUAAUAUCGUAGGUACGACGUAGAAGUAUCCACUUAUACCUAUAUACACGCAAUAGGUGUAUAUUCAAAAUCAAAAAGCCAACCGAUAUACACGUCGAAAUAAUGUUGAUGAUGAACGAUCUGGGAUCGAUGGCCGCCGGUAUGAUGCCGUUUGACCCGAUGUGCGGCGGCCUCUACGAGCAGCAGCCGCCUAAGCCUCGCUUCAUAUUCAAAAUGCCGCGUGUCGUACCCGACCAGAAGAACAAAUUUGAAACUGACGAACUCUUCAGGCGCUUGAGUCGCGAGAGCGAUGUUCGAUACACCGGUUACAGAGACAGACCACACGAAGAACGUCAAAGUCGAUUUCAAAUCGGAUGCCGUGAAGGUCAUGUAGAUAUUGCAUUCACUGCGACUGGAACCAAUUUGCAAUUAAUGUUUACUCCGAGUAUGCCAAUUCCUCCAUACCAUCAAUCUACCAAUGGUACUUGUAAUUUUGAAAAAGAACGAGGAAUGGUUCACAUACUGUCGCAUUUCAUAAUGAAUGGAGUGUGCGUCCGGUGGAAAGGGCGCAUCGACUUGGACAAAUUGGACGGCAUCGGUUGUUUAGAGUUCGACGAGGAACGAGCAAUGAUCGAGAACAGAAUGUUGCAGGAGCAAAUCGAGAGAUACAACGACCGUAUCAGAGAAUAUCAAGACAAACCUCGUGCCUACAGAAACCAAGAGCGUGGUGUUACCGAUUCGGAUUUAGACGUGAAAAGAAGAUUGAACUAUUAAGUCAUUAGAUACAUAUAUGACACAUAUGACUUGUACGCGCUUAUACACAAUAUAUAACUACAUAAUAUCGUAGUGUGUUUUUAUCUAUAUAUGUAGUGUGUGUGAGAAAGUACUCAUGUUUUUAUUAUUUUUUUAUAAUUAGUUUUUAUUUUUGUUACUUCUUUAUAGAAUUAUUAUAUUAUUAUUAUUAUUAUUAAUAUUAUUAUUUUUUUUUUUAUAUAAUAUAUACUCACGUAUAAUGCAUUUAUUAUAUUAUACUAUUAUGAAUUGCGUUUGCACGUCAAACAAUCAAUACCUAGUUUAAAAUAUUGUCAUACCAUUAUUUAUAUAAAUAUAUUUUAUACUAUACUUAAAUUUAAAUAAGUUUUUUGAGGAAUGUGCAAAAAUCGAUAUUUUAAGGUACUGAACAAACUGUCAAAUUGUAUUCGAUUGUAAAACCGUUCGUCUACUUUUGAAAAUCGUCUAUAACUUUAUUGCUAGGUUGCAUAAAUAAUAUAGUGAUAAACUGAAAUCACUAAGCAUUCAAUUAAUUAAUUAUGAGCUAAUGUUCCUUAAACAUGAUUUAGUGACCGGAAAUUGGUCCAUGGUCCAUUACAUUUUAGAGAACUGUUAAGUUUAUCAAUUUUUAUGCAACUUGGCAUAUACCUAUGUAUAUUUAUUAUAUUAUAUUAUUAUAUAUACUUUUGAUAUAUAGGUAGUAGCUGUGCUUUUUUUUAACAUAGAAAAUUUAGUGACGCAUUUUCAGCGAUUUUAUAUCGAUUCUUUCUAAAGCGAAACUAUUAUUUGUCCUUGCUAUACCUUACGUUUGCUUUAAUAGUUUGAAAUUACUUAAAACGAAAAAGAGAUUUAAAGAUUUAAAGUAGGUAGAGAAGAUAAUAAAAAAUCGUAGCGAAAAAAAAACUUGUGCAUCGAAAUAAUGACUUUUUUCGCACUUUUUACCACAAAAGAAAAAUCAUUGUAAAAUCAAUACAUUCAUCUGGGGAAAAUGUUAGACAAUGGUUAUAAUAUAUAUAACAUAUAUAUUACCUACCUACAAUAAUUUUAAUUACAAAUAAAUAAAUAGACAAUUUCUUAAUUUAAUAAAUUUGUUUAGUAUUGCUUAAACUAUUACAAAUAGUUUACAAUAAGAAAAAAUAUCGUAGUGAUAUAGUAUGCAAUUUUAACAUAAUAUAUUUAAUUAUUAUUAUUUCAAAAAUAUGAAAUUAUUAAAAUCACUUUAUUAUAUGUCUACCAGGUAGUAAUUGUAUAUUACCAGGUAGUAAUAUUAAUUAACUUCUUUUUAACAGAAUUAAAUUUAUAUUUCUUCUUCGCAUAUUAAAUUUUAAUCUUUAAACCCUAGUUAAUAUUUGUUUGUGACUUAUCCAUCUUUGAAAAAUUAUAUCUAUUUCUAGGAGUAUGGGCUAACCGUUCUUACGCCACUGCAUUAUAAUCUAAACUGUAAAACAUAAUAUAUAAUUAAUAUAAUAUAUUGUACGAUUAUUUAACUUGUAAACUGAUAUACAAAUUUAAACGCUAUAAAUAAUUGUGUUCUGAUAAUAUUUUAUAAUAUAUUAUACGUACUCAUAACAUAUAUAUA